This is a messenger RNA of Lactuca virosa, 2154 nucleotides long. NCBI's taxonomy places the organism in Eukaryota, Viridiplantae, Streptophyta, Magnoliopsida, Asterales, Asteraceae. The record is from the annotation of a GenBank genome assembly.
UAUUAACGUAAUUCAUCCCUCUUUCCGAUCUCGCGUGUGCUAUUCAUCUUCUCCCUGUUCCUUGCAACCUGGCUAUCUUGUCUUGGAACGAAACCUUUACACACACAAAACUCAGUGGGAAUCUGUGUUUUCAUAGGAUUUAUCACCCAAAAACCUCGAUUAUUCAGAGCUUGUUGACAAAAUUUGCACACUCAUCCUUGUAAUCGUCGAACCAUCUGUUCAUUGAACACAUAAUCUUUCUCUCUCACACACAAACACCUUCACUGUGUGUUUUAUAUCAUCUAAACCCUAUGGUGUUACUCUAGACAUGGCCAUGAACUUGAAGAAACUUGUUCCAAUCUCGGAUCAGUUCCCGUACUUUACAUUUCCAAGAAAGAAGGUAGUUUCUAGAUUUGGUUUAGGAGUUGUGUCAUUCUCCAUUGUUAUCUGUGUUUUGUUCUUUAAUGUUUCUUUCAAGAAUCCCAUUUCAAACAACUUUGUUUUUCAAGGGUUUAAUGCUAAUAAUAAAACCUCUUUGAUUCCUUGGUCCUUUUCUUUUAGUAGAACCCCUGCUCUCAAUGCCACUGUUUCUUUGGAAAAUAACCCUGGAAAAUUAAUCAUUGAUUCGGGAGAUGCCCUUUCUAGUAAUUUCACUCGGGAUACUAAAAACGAAAGCGCUGGAAAAGUUUUUGAUUUGAAGGGCACCCAAUUGGAUUUGAAAAAUGGAAGUUUCAAUGGAAAUCCUGAAAACAAUUUUGAGUUGGAGGGUACCCAUUUUAAUAAUUUCACGAAUGUUGUGAAGAAUGGAAGCUCGGAAAAAGUUCUUGAUUUGAAGGGCAUCCAAUCUGGGAAUUUCACAGAGGGUGUGAAAAAUGGAAGCCUUGAUGGAAACCCGGAGAAAAAGUUUGAUUUUGAGGGUACCCUUUCUAGUAAUUUCACAAAAGAUGCGAAAAAUGGAAGCUCUGAUGCAGUUUCUGUGAAACCCUUUGAGGGGAAGGUCUCAAUAGGUGGAAAAUGUGAUAUUUUUAAUGGAAGAUGGGUGAGAGAUGAUACAAAGCCUUUAUAUCCAGCGGGUUCUUGCCCUUUUAUCGAUCGAGAUUUUGAUUGUCAUCUUAAUAAGAGGCCAGAUGAUGAAUACGUGAAAUGGAAAUGGCAGCCAUUUGAGUGUGAAAUCCCCAGUUUGAAUGCAACCGAUUUUCUCGAAAGGCUCAAAGGCAAGAAGCUGGUUUUUGUAGGGGACUCCUUAAACCGAAACAUGUGGGAGUCUUUAGUUUGCAUACUCCGAGAGUCUUUCAUGGACAAAAAUAGGGUUUAUGAAAUAUCAGGAAAGACCGAAUUCAAGAAGAAGGGAUUUUAUGCUUUCAGAUUCGAGGACUACAACUGUACAAUCGAUUUUGUGAGUUCACCAUUUCUUGUCCAAGAAUCGUCUUUUAAUGGUAAAAAUGGUUCGAUUGAGACACUAAGAUUGGAUUUGAUGGACAAAACAACUUCAAUGUAUCAUGAUGCUGACGUUUUGGUCUUCAACACUGGACAUUGGUGGACCCACGAGAAAACCUCUCAAGGGGAAGAUUAUUAUCAAGAAGGAGACUAUAUCUACCCGAGGCUAAAGGUUCUUGAUGCAUACCGUAGGGCACUUGCUACAUGGGCCCGAUGGGUUGAUACAAACAUUGACAGCAAUAAAACGCAAGUUAUCUUCAGGGGAUACUCGGUCACUCAUUUUAAAGGAGGGCAAUGGAAUUCGGGAGGGAAAUGUCACAAAGAAACCGAACCAAUCUUCAAUACAAGUCACCUAACUAAGUACCCUUCAAAAAUGAGGGCUUUUGACAAUGUGCUCAAAGAGAUGAAAACUCCAAUUGUGUAUCUCAACAUCAGCAGACUUACUGAUUACAGAAAAGAUGGUCAUCCCUCAAUUUACAGGAUGUCAUAUAACUCCAUUGAAGAACAAAUUGCUGCAGAACAUUCCCAAGAUUGCAGCCAUUGGUGUUUGCCUGGUGUGCCAGACACUUGGAAUGAGUUGCUCUAUGCAUCUUUAUUGAAGGCUGGAAGAGGAUCUUGGAAGUUUUGAUGCAAACAUCAAGUAACAAUUAUAAUAUGGUUUGACUUUUCAUGGGGUCGAAGUAAUAUGUUGAUCUGACCAUUUGUGAGUGUUGGAGUUGUUGACACUUGUUAUAUGAG